This is a messenger RNA of Coffea arabica (coffee), 1505 nucleotides long. Its product is annotated as protein MRG1. Lineage: Eukaryota; Viridiplantae; Streptophyta; Magnoliopsida; Gentianales; Rubiaceae. Gene Ontology annotation, biological process: chromatin organization; regulation of DNA-templated transcription. The record is from RefSeq and is a predicted model, not a curated record. Gene Ontology annotation, cellular component: nucleus; histone acetyltransferase complex.
ACUACUACUAUUCUGUCAAAGCUCCUCAUCACCUGGACACUGUUGCAGCAACAACGCUGAAGCCCAAGCCACAGCCACUGCCACCGCUACCACCACCACUGCCUGGCUUAAAACGCACCCAAAAACACAAAAAGUGGAUUAUGCAUUUCAACCUGAACAUUGGGUUUUGAGCAAGAAUUCUUCCUCUUGAUCUUUUGCUGCUUUUAUAAUCAUGAGAGGCUCAGAAAACGUGGCUGCGGAAGAUUCCACCACCAUAUCAGAUGAUGGCGGAGCCACCACCGUCACCUAUAACGACAUUGAAGACAGCAAAGAAGACGAAAAAGCCGUGGACUUGCCACCCAACCCGGCCCAACACCCGCCCACGCAGCCGCAGGCCAGUCCCUACCAAGAAGGAGAACUAGUCCUUGCUUAUCAUAACCAACGUGUCUACCCUGCCAAGAUAAUGAAGGUUGAUCUCGUACUGAAUGAAUGGAGGUAUUCAGUGCAUUAUCCCGGCUGGAAAAAAAGUUGGGAUGAAGUGGUAGGCAUGGAUCGCUUGAUGAAAUACACUGAAGAGAAUCGACAAAAACAGCAGGAACACAACAAAAAGCAAGAAAUGGAGAGCAAUGCCAAGCCGGGGAGCAAACAGAAAAUUUUGACUGGCUAUUCUGGUUUGAACACUGCAGGUGCAAGAGGCAAGAAGCGAAGAAGUGGAUCAGUUCAAAAGGAGAAAGCAAUGCUUUUGACCGAAAAGCGGGUGAAUAUCUAUAUUCCACCUGGAUUAAAGAAACUGCUUGUUCAUGAUUGGGAAUGUGUUACACACUUGGGCAAGCUAGUCAAACUUCCUAGCUCUCCAAAUGUUGAUGAAGUCUUGAGCAAGUAUUAUGAUUACCGGCUCAAGAAGGACGAUGGGGAUGGAUGCAGGUUAGCUGGUUCUGUUGGAGAAGUAGUCAAUGGUUUGCGUCGCUACUUCGAUAAAGCUUUGCCUGCAAUGCUGCUUUACAAGAAUGAGCGGCAGCAAUAUGAAGAAGCAAUAACAGAUAAUAUUGCCCCUUCAGCUGUAUAUGGAGCUGAACAUUUGUUGAGGCUAUUUGUUAAAUUGCCUGAUAUAUUAGACAGUGCUGAUAUUGAGGACACAAUGCUAUUAGAGUUGCAAGAAUACUUGGUGGACUUUCUCAAGUUCCUUCAGAAGAACCAAAGUAGUUUUUUUGCUGCUGCUCAGCAAUCCACAGAAAUCUCUGAUUUAACCAUUAAGAAACAAGAGGACUGAGUUGGAACUUUGGUAUGAUUGUCUGCGUGUACAUAUAAAUAUAGGCUAUGUGGCUGAAGAUGAAAUUUUUGGGAUCAUUUGCAGUUCUUUUUAGCUGCUUUCUUCAACUUCUGGCACCUGAUAUACCUCCUAUUCUUCUUGGAUGUUUGUACGAGUUAGUUACUGAUAUGAGCAGUUACAUACUGUUUGCCAAAAAUGCAUGUUUAUUCAACUCGAGACUCCUUGGUUUAAUUUUCAUUUUCUGCUGAUUGCUGUA